UAGACAUAAAUCAAAAUUACUUUUUGCUACAGGCUGCCUGCGAAUUUUUACUCAUAACAUUAAAAAAUACUGCAAAUAAUUUACUGUUUUACGAAAUAUUAGAACUGCGUGACUCUGAAACUUUAGUGUGUCGUAAUGCAGAGUCCUAAGCUGGAGACGCCUGCCCCGGUUAGCCGGUCGGGUGCCGGGGACAUUUCCGAGCGAGAAUUGUCCAGAGAGCGGAGCACCAUGCAAACCACACCGCCUGCACGUCACCAACGCGCUCUGCACAAGAACAAACUGUUUUCGGUCCCGGUGAACAAGUUCACGACCCGCUGCCAGCGCCAGAGCCCCAACCUGGCGCGUAUCCGCAGCUGCCUCGAGGAGCUUCGCUCUACGCCCGUUAGACCGGUCAAAAUUGGACCCAAAGCAGUCUCUAUGGAGGACUUGACGCCUACGAAGAGGAUAAAGCGAGAGAGCACUAGCAAAGAGAUCUCAAAGCAUCCCCUAGGGGGAGCAGAGGAGCAGGCCGCGGCUAAGAUCGGGCGCUUCAUGCUGGUUUGCGCGUGGCGACGGCGGCGCGACGAAGUCCGGUGCCUUCGCAAGACGCUAGAAUUCCAGAUUUCGUGUUCCGAACGUCUACGUAUCCAAGUGCACGCAUUAAAGAGCCUCCUUGACUCUGACAAUGGCAAGGUCCGUCUCGCUAUGCGCGAGCUUGAGCGACUCAAACAGCUUCUAAGGGAUAAAGAGGCGGAAAGAAGCGUUUUAGAGAAAGAGAAGAACGCUUUGGAAAGAGACUUGAGUAACGCCGAAGAUAGAGCGUCGGAGAUGAGCAUCGGAUGGCGAAACUGCCGCAACGAGGUGGAAGGCGUCCGAGCCGCGGCAGCAGUGAGCGAGCACGCACUGUCGUUGGAACGCGCUGCCAGCGCAGAGGCACGCUCACAGCGAGAUCGAGCCUACACGCGGCUAUCUCACCUAGAAGCAGACUUGUCGCAGCAUGAGACCCUGCUGGCGGCGGCCGAGGCUGAGGCGGCUGCGCUCCGACGCGAGGCCAACGAGAAGCAGGCCCUACUGCAGCUCACCAGCGAGCAGCUGAAGUUGGAGAAGGACGGUAGAGAGCGUUGCGUACGCGAUUGCUCAGCGCUAGCGGCGCGCGUGGCGUUAGCCGCGGACGAGACGAGCGAGCUGCGGGCCGUCGUGAGCGAGCUACGCGCGGAGCUGGCCCGCCUCGACGCAGAGCUGCGCGUCACACGCGAGCAGCUAGCGUGGUGGCCUCGCCCUCUGACGAGGAUGAUGGGCGCCGCGCGCUCCCUGCUGCGCUAUCCACUAUCCGUGCCCGAAGCCAUCGUGUGGGCGCUGGUGCCCGCGCGGCACGGCUGCUGACCUUGGUCAGCUCUGCUCCAAGAACGUCGUAAUAGCCAAGCUAAGCGGCCGACUCCGAAAUCUGCUGAUUAAUUCUGCUACGACAGCUACUGUAAACCGAGGCGAAUCGGAACACCGGGCGAAUACACUAAAACAACAAUGUUGAUAUUUAAAACAAUGCCAAUGAUUGGCGUUACAGGGUAAGAUUUUAGUGCGCUCAUAACAAUGGAAUUUCUCAAAUAACGGUUUUAUUUAACUUGAUCUGAUUCGACCUUCUUUAUACGCUUUUAGCUAAACUCUGAAGAUAAUUGACAAUGCGAAAGGUGAGUAGGUGCUGACCUGUACUAUUUAUUACUUAAUGCAAUGUUAAUUAGGUAGUUUUCGCGGGUUAUGUUUACACGUAUUUUGUAAGAUUUUUCACGGAUUUGAUUUGCGGUAAGUUUUAUUGUUAGAAUAUUUGUAAGUGUUUAACUAUGUCAUUUAUUGAAUAUAAUUUUAACGAUA
This is a messenger RNA of Cydia pomonella (codling moth), 1845 nucleotides long. RefSeq names its product ELKS/Rab6-interacting/CAST family member 1-like. NCBI's taxonomy places the organism in Eukaryota, Metazoa, Arthropoda, Insecta, Lepidoptera, Tortricidae. The record is from RefSeq and is a predicted model, not a curated record. Bases 136 to 1362 code for a protein of 408 amino acids. The transcript is spliced from 9 exons.